AUGGGACAACUGGCUGAAAAAUACGAGGCACUGGCAGUGGUGUUAGAGCAUCGGUACUAUGGAAAAUCUGUUCCCACACCAGACCUGUCCACUCAAAAUUUGAAACACUUGUCCAUUGAAUUAGCCCUCAAAGACACGGAACAGUUUGCACUGUAUUUGACCAAAAAGUUGUCACUUGAAGGCAGCAAAUGGGUUGUGUUCGGGGGUUCGUAUGCAAGCGCUCUCGCCGCCUGGUUUAGGGAGAAGUACCCCAACAUAGCUGUCGGUGCCAUAGCCUCGAGCGCACCCGUCGAGACUACGGUCAAUAAUAUGAACUAUUUAAAAGUCGUUAGCAAAUCGCUGGGAAAAGAGUGCUCCAAUAAUAUUAGGAAAGCAAACAUGGUUAUAGAAAACCUACUAAAAACACCGGACGGUGUGAUAAAAUUACGCAAAACAUGGAAUUUGUGCCAAUCAUUUGACGGCAAGAAUAUCAACGAUAAUCGUUGGUUAGCACAAGAAAUGAUGAACAAUAUAGCGCUUACCGUUCAGUACAAUACAAAUAUAAGUCAUAUCAUUGAGACAAUGAACGACCCCUCAGGCGGUACACCACUGGAAAGACAGUGGGUGUAUCAGACGUGCACUGAAUUGGGAUACUUUGAAGCAACAGAUCUCCCGGACUGUGCUUUUGGUCAUAACAUUCCCGUUAAGUAUUAUAUCCAACAAUGUGUUGAUAUUUUUGGCCCACAAAUAACAGCUCAAACCGUACGGAACGGCAUUCACCGGACGAAUGCCUAUUACGGGGGUUUAAAGCCAAACGUAACAAACGUGGUGUUCCCUAACGGGUCACUCGACCCCUGGCACGCACUCAGUGUUCUUAAAGACCUUAAUAACAGUACCAAAGCUGUGAUGAUUGAGAACUACUCACACGGCGGCGAUAUGUAUGGCUCGAGUCCGUCGGAUACCCAGAGUUUAAAAAACGCCCAGAAAUUGAUUGAACAACAAAUUGCUGAAUAUUUGAAAUAA
This is a messenger RNA of Medioppia subpectinata, 1002 nucleotides long. The record is from the annotation of a GenBank genome assembly. NCBI's taxonomy places the organism in Eukaryota, Metazoa, Arthropoda, Arachnida, Sarcoptiformes, Oppiidae.